GAGUCAGCGAAAUUCGCCCGACGAUGUUUAUCCGCGCUUGCACCCGGCUCACCCCUUUUGGUCGCUCUCUCUCUUCCUUGAACAGCUUGCACACUCGCUCAAUCGUAUCUGCUGUAAGGUCUUUAGCUGCCUAUACCUCUCCUUGGAUUAGCACCACCACCUCACUCAGAGGCACACACGCAUACCCCAGGAGAUUUCAGUCAACUAUGCCAUACACCGCACAAGACGCAGACGGCCUCAAGCCGGUUACGAUCAUGCUACCUAACAUGGCCGUACCUUCCAUAGCGGUCGAGAUCUUGCCGUUCGGUUUGCACCUUACCCAAAUCCUGCUAAACGCAGACGGGAAGAGCAACGACGUCCUCAUUGGACCGUUGGACAACAGGACCCUCAAGGAGACGAGACCAUUCUUGAACUGCGUCGUGGGGAGGUACUGCAACCGUCUUCCGGUAGGACAGUUCCCAGUAGAGAAGGAUGGAGAUAAGGGAGUAGUCAAGACUAUCUCAACGGAAUCUCCUACAGUGUGCCUGCACGGCGGUCCUGUGGGCUUCGACCGUCUCGUAUGGACACGCAUCUCCGCGUCCGAUUCCACGAACUUCUCUCUCCCCGAAAGGAACCGUCUCGCACUACGCGACCCGGACAGCUACGCGAUCUUCUCCCUCACCUCGCCCUCCGGAGACCAGGGCUUCCCAGGCACGCUCUACACUGAGGUGCUCUUUGCCUGCCUCACCUUCCCGCGCCACCCUAUCCGACCGGACGGGGUGAUCGACGUAGGCCAGCUGGCGAUCGUCUACCGCUCCCGGCUCGCCCCCGGGCAGGAGGGAGUAGCCACGCCCAUCAACCUCACCCAGCACUGGGGCUUCAAUCUGAGCGCCUCGGGUGAACCACAGAAGCCGAACGUCAACUCCCACAACCUGAAGAUCGAUUCUCGCGGUACGAUCGAUCUCACUCCCGUCUUCCUUGCUUCGGGGAAUAUUACCCCCACUGCACCUGGCGGGGCGUACGACCAUACUCAAGGGAAGGAGAUCGGUCAGGCCGCGCCGGCAAAAGGAUACGACGAGUUCUACUUGUUUAAGAAUGCGCAAAAUGAGGGACAGCCCAUCCACCUCGCGCUUGACAAGUUGGAGAAGGGAGACUUGCUGGGAGAGAUCUUCUCUGAAAGCAAGCGGGAGAUACCGGUGAAGCUAUACUCGAACGAGUCGGGCAUCGGUGCUGAGUUCCAGACGAACCAGCCUGGUGUGCAGUUGUACACCGGUGAAGGCCUGGAUGGCUCCGGCACGAAGAAGCGCAUUCAUGGCGGCACUGCGGACGGGCCAGGGUACAACAAGCGUUCUGCUGCGUUCCUCGAGUUCCACGAGCCGCAUGCGGCUUGGCUCCAGUCUUGGGGCUCUACGCCCGAGACGUCUACCAUCCUCUCAAGCAAGGAGAUGUACCAUAACUUCACGAAGGUUACCUUUACGUACAAGGAGGAGCGCUAGGUGCUCGCGUGAGGACUGGGGAGUGUAUGAGACCGAGCAAUUGAAACGAAGAAAACCAUGUUGUAGUGCAUACC
Messenger RNA from Dacryopinax primogenitus, 1549 nucleotides. RefSeq names its product galactose mutarotase-like protein. Lineage: Eukaryota; Fungi; Basidiomycota; Dacrymycetes; Dacrymycetales; Dacrymycetaceae. The transcript is spliced from 4 exons. The record is from RefSeq and is a predicted model, not a curated record. Gene Ontology annotation, biological process: beta-D-galactose catabolic process via UDP-galactose, Leloir pathway; glucose metabolic process. Gene Ontology annotation, molecular function: carbohydrate binding; aldose 1-epimerase activity. Bases 207 to 1475 code for a protein of 422 amino acids.